This is a messenger RNA of Otolemur garnettii (small-eared galago), 6401 nucleotides long. It is a transcript of the gene DAB2IP, whose product is annotated as DAB2 interacting protein. NCBI's taxonomy places the organism in Eukaryota, Metazoa, Chordata, Mammalia, Primates, Galagidae. The transcript is spliced from 13 exons. The record is from RefSeq and is a predicted model, not a curated record. The coding region runs from base 255 to 3452 and encodes 1065 amino acids. Gene Ontology annotation, biological process: regulation of GTPase activity.
AGGCUCUAGCACACACUUGAACCCCCUGAGUAGCCACUUGGUCCUCCACUCCUUGCUCACUCAGAGUCAGAGCCCCUCACGUGGACUCCUGGGGUGGGGAUAGGAGACUGGCUGGUCUCUGGUCUUAAGACAGAAAGGAGGGGACAUGGAGAGGAGUGACUGUUUCUGGGGAAGGGAGACGGGUGGCUGGGCUGGGUGAGGCACCCAGUUUGGCCCAGCCUGACAGCCCAUUGCCCACCCCCAGGUCCCAUCUGAUGCCAAGGCUGAAGGAGUCUCGCUCCCACGAGUCCCUUCUCAGCCCCAGCAGUGCAGUAGAGGCGCUGGACCUCAGCAUGGAGGAGGAGGUGGUCAUCAAGCCGGUGCACAGCAGCAUCCUGGGCCAGGACUACUGCUUCGAGGUGACAACAUCAUCAGGAAGCAAGUGCUUUUCCUGCCGGUCUGCAGCCGAGCGGGAUAAGUGGAUGGAGAACUUACGGCGAGCUGUGCACCCCAACAAGGACAACAGUCGGCGUGUGGAGCACAUCCUGAAGUUGUGGGUAAUCGAGGCCAAGGACCUGCCUGCCAAGAAGAAGUACUUGUGUGAGCUGUGCCUGGAUGAUGUGCUCUACGCCCGCACCACAGGCAAGCUCAAGACGGACAACGUCUUCUGGGGCGAGCACUUUGAGUUCCACAACCUGCCACCACUGCGCACAGUCACCGUCCACCUGUACCGGGAGACCGACAAGAAGAAGAAGAAGGAGCGUAACAGUUACCUGGGCCUGGUCAGCCUGCCUGCUGCCUCAGUCGCUGGGCGGCAGUUUGUGGAGAAGUGGUACCCAGUGGUGACGCCGAACCCCAAGGGCGGCAAGGGCCCUGGGCCCAUGAUCCGCAUUAAGGCGCGCUACCAGACCAUCACCAUCCUGCCCAUGGAGAUGUACAAGGAGUUUGCCGAGCACAUCACCAACCACUACCUGGGGCUGUGUGCAGCCCUCGAACCCAUCCUCAGCGCUAAGACCAAGGAGGAGAUGGCGUCUGCCCUGGUGCACAUCCUGCAGAGCACGGGCAAGGUGAAGGACUUUCUGACAGACCUGAUGAUGUCUGAGGUGGACCGCUGUGGGGACAAUGAGCACCUUAUCUUCCGGGAGAACACACUGGCCACCAAAGCCAUCGAAGAGUACCUCAAGCUGGUGGGCCAGAAGUAUCUACAGGAUGCCCUAGGCGAGUUCAUCAAAGCACUGUAUGAGUCAGAUGAGAACUGUGAAGUGGACCCCAGCAAGUGUUCAGCUGCUGACCUCCCUGAGCACCAAGGCAACCUCAAGAUGUGCUGUGAACUCGCCUUCUGCAAGAUCAUCAACUCCUACUGUGUCUUCCCCCGGGAGCUGAAAGAGGUGUUCGCCUCAUGGCGGCAGGAAUGCAGCAGCCGAGGCCGGCCAGACAUCAGCGAGCGGCUCAUCAGCGCUUCCCUCUUCCUGCGCUUCCUCUGCCCAGCCAUCAUGUCGCCCUCGCUCUUCAACCUGCUGCAGGAGUACCCUGACGACCGCACUGCCCGCACCCUCACCCUCAUCGCCAAGGUUACCCAGAACUUGGCCAACUUUGCCAAGUUUGGCAGCAAGGAGGAAUACAUGUCCUUCAUGAACCAGUUCCUGGAGCACGAGUGGACCAACAUGCAGCGCUUCCUGCUGGAGAUCUCCAACCCUGAGACCAUCUCCAACACCGCUGGCUUUGAAGGCUACAUCGACUUAGGCCGCGAGCUCUCCAGCCUGCACUCGCUGCUCUGGGAGGCCAUCAGCCAGCUGGAGCAGAGCAUUGUGUCUAAACUGGGACCUCUGCCUCGGAUCCUGAGGGAUGUCCACACAGCAUUGAGCACCCCAGGCAGUGGGCAACUCACAGGGACCAAUGACCUGGCCUCUACACCAGGUUCCGGCAGCAGUAGCAUCUCAGCUGGGCUGCAGAAGAUGGUGAUUGAGAAUGAUCUUUCUGGUCUGAUAGAUUUCACCCGGUUACCGUCUCCAACCCCCGAAAACAAGGACUUGUUUUUUGUCACAAGGUCCUCCGGGGUCCAGCCCUCACCUGCCCGCAGCUCGAGUUACUCGGAAGCCAACGAGCCUGACCUUCAGAUGGCCAACGGUGGCAAGAGCCUGUCCAUGGUGGACCUCCAAGAUACCCGCACGCUGGACGGGGAGGCGGGCUCCCCCGUGGGUCCUGACGUCCUCCCUGCCGAUGGGCAAGCAACUGCAACUCAGUUGGUGGCUGGGUGGCCGGCCCGGGCAGCCCCAGUGAACCUGGCAGGGCUGGCCACAGUACGGCGGGCAGGCCAGACACCGACCACGCCAGGCACUUCCGAGGGCGCACCAGGCCGGCCCCAGCUGUUGGCACCACUCUCCUUCCAGAACCCUGUGUACCAAAUGGCUGCUGGCCUGCCACUGUCGCCCCGUGGCCUUGGCGACUCAGGCUCUGAGGGCCACAGCUCCCUGAGCUCUCACAGCAACAGUGAGGAGUUGGCAGCCGCUGCCAAGCUGGGAAGUUUCAGCACUGCCACAGAGGAGCUGGCGCGGCGGCCUGGAGAGCUGGCACGGCGGCAGAUGUCACUGACUGAGAAGGGCGGGCAGCCCACGGUGCCACGGCAGAACAGUGCUGGCCCCCAGCGGAGGAUCGACCAGCCCCCACCCCCACCCCCUCCACCGCCUCCUGCCCCCCGUGGCCGGACACCUCCCAACCUGCUGAGCACGCUGCAGUACCCACGACCCUCGAGCGGAACUCUGGCGUCAUCCUCACCUGACUGGGCAGGUCCUGGUGCCCGGCUGCGGCAGCAGUCCUCCUCUUCCAAGGGGGACAGCCCGGAGCUGAAGCCACGGGCAGUGCACAAGCAGGGCCCUUCACCCGUGAGCCCCAAUGCCCUGGACCGCACGGCCGCGUGGCUUUUGACCAUGAACGCGCAGUUGUUAGAAGACGAGGGCCUGGGCCCAGAUCCCCCCCCCAGGGAUAGGCUAAGGAGUAAGGACGAGCUCAGCCAAGCAGAAAAGGACCUGGCGGUGUUGCAGGACAAGCUACGGAUCUCCACCAAGAAGCUGGAGGAAUACGAGACCCUGUUCAAGUGCCAGGAGGAAACGACACAGAAGCUGGUGCUGGAGUACCAGGCCAGGCUGGAGGAGGGUGAGGAGCGGCUACGGCGGCAGCAGGAAGACAAGGACAUCCAGAUGAAGGGCAUCAUCAGCAGGUUGAUGUCUGUAGAGGAAGAACUGAAGAAGGACCACGCAGAGAUGCAGGCAGCUGUAGACUCCAAACAGAAGAUCAUUGAUGCUCAGGAGAAGCGCAUUGCCUCACUGGAUGCCGCCAACGCCCGCCUCAUGAGCGCCCUGACGCAGCUGAAAGAGAGGUACAGCAUGCAAGCGCGUAACGGCGUCUCCCCCACCAACCCCACCAAAUUGCAGAUUACUGAGAACGGCGAGUUCAGAAACAGCAGCAAUUGUUAACCUGCCUGAGGAGAGGGGGACUGGUGGCCAAGGGCAGGGUCUUGGCCUGGGGAGGCGCCCCCACAGUUGCAGCCCCAGCACGGGUGGCAGGAGGCCAAGUCUCCCCUCCCCACCGCCGCUGUCCAGGAGGCAGCCACAGAGGGAGCCGCGAGAGACUGAAGCAGCGUGAGGCGGGUCACCAGCCGCUCCCUCUCCGCUUCCAAGAAGCGUGUUGGGUGCAGGCAGAAGAGACUGCACGUGGGGGUGGGGACAGCCUGGCAGGAGUAGGGCCUGCCAAACAAAUGUCUCUUGGUUACCGAACAUGGUGUGUCACUUUGUCCUCCUUGUCCUGGCUGAGUGCAUGUUCCCCCACCCUGACCAGGGAGGCAGGGAGGGAGCUGCCCAGAGAGGGUGAGGAAAGGGCUAGGGGCCUGCUCCUGUGGCUUCCCCUUACCUCGGGAGCCCAGGACUCCCUGGAGGCUGGGCCCUGCCCUGUGGGACCUGGAAUCUGCCAGGUUGGUUGGCAGGUGGGGGUUGGGAGUGGGAGGACAGGAGGUUAUUGUCCCUGCCUGUCUCCACCCUACGCACCUGCCACUGCAUGCAGCCUGUUGGGACCCUUCCUGACUGUGAGGACCUGAGGGUGCACACCUACCCACUCCUCGUGCCUGUCUCCAGACUCCCUACCUCCUUCCCGUCCUCAGUCAUGUUGCUGAAUAGACCCAGUGAGGAUCCUGGCUUUUUCUUCUGGGCUGUCGCACCUUGUGGGAAGGAUCCGCAGCUUCCCACACCUUCCACAUGGGCCCAGGGUGAUGCUCUGGAGCUCCUGGAAGCCAAAGAUCUGGGCUGAGCUGGCCAGAUGGCACCAUGCAUUGUAUCUGCCUUCUCCUGGGGCCCCGAGCAUCCAGGGCACAGUGGCCCUGUAGGGAGUGGCCACCUGGUACUCACCCUGAGAGAAAAGGUGAUCUCUCCUCUGAUUGGUGGUCUUAAAAAAAUUCUAAUGCCCGCAGGCCCUGAGAAGGUGGAUAACUGUGAUUUUUUUUCCUUUCACAGUAUGCAUUAGAAACAAAAGCCCGCUUGCUCGCUUGCUGGAACACAGGGGCCUUUUAAAUUGAGCGUGCGCACUGCAUGGGAAAUAGCGGCCCUGGAGGAUGUUAGACUUGCUCCCUCUCCAAGACAGCAGCAGCCUGCACCAGGCCUGGUGCGUGCGGCCGGCGGCCCUCUCACCCUCCCCGGCCCCCCAGCCAAGGACCCAGGCGCUGCAGACAGGGGAGGGGCUCACCCCACAGCUGGGGCAGUUUUCCUCAGCUCUAGGCUAUCCUGCAGCUUAUCUGCUGCCUGCCACAUGCCCCUUGCAGGACAUAGAUGGGCAGCAGUGUGGGUCUCUCUCGGUCCCCUUCUGUUCUCCAACCCUGAAUAUUCCAAGCUCUGGCCCUGGAUGGCCUAUGGCAGAGUCUUUGCCCAGGCAGCAGAGCUGAGCCUGGGCCAGCUGCAGGAUCCACCACCUCUGCCCCUGCAGCUGGAAGGUGCCAGAGUCCCCUCCCUGAUGGGUAAAAAUGUGGAGGGAUGGCCCAGAGCCACACUGUACCCCAUCCUGAGCUUGCGGAUGGGGAGGCGGCUGCUCUGUGAAGAGGUUUCUAGAUACAACUGCAGUUCAGUUAGGCUAGAGACAGAUGCUGGGUCAACAGGGGUCCUAGACCUCUGAAAAAAAGGAGGUAAGGGCUGAAGCCCUGCCCCUGCCCCUCCUGCCCCACCCUUUUGCCCUGCUCCCACCUUCACCUGCGUGUCUCUGACCAGGGUGGCCACACAGGGAGGGCCUGGCUCUAGUCUCGUCCCCUGCUGCCCAGUGAGCUCUGUGCCUCCUCCCUACCCCCCUCUCACCAAUGCCUCAUAGAAUGACCUCCAACUGAGCACCCUUAGCAAUACAGAGAUGGGGUUCCCAGGGCCUGGACAGGAGGGCACAGAGCCCAGCACUGUGGCUGGUGCUGCUGCUCUCAGCGUGGGUUGUGAGCUCUCAGGCCGAGAGCCUUAUUUACCUGUGCAAAAACUGUAAAAGUGUACAGACUCUUCACAGAUUUUUAUCUUAAUUGCAAGUCUGGCGAUUUUUGUAAAUGUUCUUGGUGUUUGACUGUAAUGUAACUAUUUCACCUAAUGGUUGUACAUAGUCCUUUGGUCCUGGUGCUGCCGAGGGCUGGCCGGGACUGCUGCUCUCCCAAUGGUUUUUAUUUUAUUUCUUAGAGAACAGUAUUGGGCAGGAGGAGGAGUUUUGGGUCUGGGGUUGUUUUUUCCCCACCUGUGGCAUUUAUUUGUUGGCUUUGCAGUACGCUGUCUAGGUGGAAGCUGCUGGGAUGUGUGCCCUGACUGGGCCUACAGCGGGGGGCCCCCUGUCUGAGGCCACAGAGUUCCCACAGGGCAGGGGAAUGGAAAGAAGGACAGUCUUUGCUGAGGGAAAACCAUGGUCCCCAGGUCACCAAGACCCAGGCUCUGUUGGAGAAUGCUGUCCCCUGCCAACACUGAAGCCUGACUUUUUUGCUUAACUUUUAUGUUCAGGGUGAAGGAAACUGCCAAACCUCCCAUAGGUGAAGACUUUCUGACUGCCUAGAGAGGGGGUGGGUGGGGGCCAAGGGCAGAGCUCCACACACACCCCUGCCCACCGGAUCCUCUGCCCUGGGGUAAUACCUCUCCUCACCCCAUUCAUCUGCGGGUGCUGGACUGUCCAGGGAAACAGCCCCGCUCUUUUCUAUACACUCAGCCACAAAGCCACCCACAGCCCCCAUGCUCCCCUUUUGUAAGUAUGUGAAAAGGAAAAAAAUGCAAAUGUUGGAGUUUGGCUGGAGCUCGUCCCUUCAGCUGUGACUUUUAACUAUGUAAUAAUGUACAGAGAAAGUUGUUGGUGUUCUAAGAUUCUGUGUGGCUGUGCAAUUUCUGUACAUUUGCAAUUAGAAAUAUUAAAGAUUUAUUUAGCUAUUUUAA